This is a messenger RNA of Salvelinus namaycush (lake trout), 647 nucleotides long. Its product is annotated as glucagon-1. Gene Ontology annotation, molecular function: glucagon receptor binding; hormone activity. Gene Ontology annotation, cellular component: extracellular region. The record is from RefSeq and is a predicted model, not a curated record. Bases 93 to 647 code for a protein of 184 amino acids. The transcript has 6 exons. Gene Ontology annotation, biological process: response to starvation. NCBI's taxonomy places the organism in Eukaryota, Metazoa, Chordata, Actinopteri, Salmoniformes, Salmonidae.
ACCACAAGGAACCAGGACUGAAGCACAGGAUCACUCCCUUUCAGACACACAUUUCAUCUCUUCUACCCGCACAUUAACAGGAACAGGUCACAAUGUUUGGCAUCCACUCCCUGGCUGGUGUGCUCCUCAUGGUCAUUGUACAGAGCAGUUGGCAAGUCCCUCUACAAGAGGCUGAGGACAACUCAAGCUUAGAGACAGCAGGCCCACUAUUGGAGGAUUUGAUGGGCGUAUUUAACAUGAAUAGACAUUCCGAGGGAACCUUCUCUAACGACAGGUACAGUAAAUCCUGGUACAGUAAAUACCAGGAAGAAAGGAUGGCUCAGGACUUUGUUCAAUGGCUUAUGAACUCCAAGAGGAGGGGUGGUCCAUCCAAACGACAUGCCGAUGGGACCUACACCAGCGACGUGAGCACCUACCUACAGGACCAGGCGGCCAAGGACUUUGUUUCCUGGCUCAAAUCAGGACGGGCCAGACGAGAAUCUGCAGAGGAGAGCAGGAAUGGUCCAAUGAGCAGAAGACAUGUAGAUGGGAGCUUCACCAGCGACGUGAACAAGGUGCUAGACAGCUUGGCUGCCAAAGAGUAUUUACUCUGGGUCAUGACCUCCAAAACCUCAGGGAAAAGUAACAAACGUCAAGAAGAUCAUUGA